Alnus glutinosa is the source of this 1991-nucleotide messenger RNA. Its product is annotated as laccase-13. The record is from RefSeq and is a predicted model, not a curated record. Lineage: Eukaryota; Viridiplantae; Streptophyta; Magnoliopsida; Fagales; Betulaceae. The transcript has 6 exons. Gene Ontology annotation, biological process: lignin catabolic process. Gene Ontology annotation, molecular function: copper ion binding; hydroquinone:oxygen oxidoreductase activity. The coding region runs from base 56 to 1789 and encodes 577 amino acids. Gene Ontology annotation, cellular component: apoplast.
GGGGUAACAAACACGUAAGUACUCAAAGCUUUAUUCAAGAGCAGUUGAGAAAGCAAUGGAGUGUUGCAAUCUCAAUGUCAAGCCAUGGUGUGCUUUCUUCCUGCUUGGCUUCUUUGUCAUGUUCGCUUUCCUUUCUUCUUUUGCAGAUGCAGAAACUCACUACCAUGAGUUUGUUAUUGAAGCAAAACCAGUGAAGAGGCUGUGCAGAACCCACAGCACCAUUACAGUAAAUGGACAAUUCCCAGGGCCAACCUUGGAAGUGAGAAAUGGAGAUUCCCUUGUGAUCAAAGUCCUGAACAGUGCUCGAUACAACAUCAGCCUUCACUGGCAUGGAGUACGACAGCUCAGAAAUCCAUGGGCAGAUGGGCCUACUUAUGUGACCCAGUGUCCCAUCCAACCGGGAGCGACUUACACGUACCGUUUCACAAUCACAAACCAGGAGGGUACUUUGUGGUGGCAUGCUCAUACGAAUUGGCUCAGAGCCACUGUUUAUGGAGCUCUCAUCAUCCAUCCUAAAUUGGGUUCUCCAUAUCCCUUCUCAAUGCCCAAACGAGAAUACACCAUUCUUCUGGGAGAAUGGUUCGAUAGAAAUCCCAUGGAUGUCCUAAAGCUGGCACAGUUCACAGGAGCAGCUCCUAAUGUUUCUGACGCAUAUACCAUAAAUGGUCAACCCGGUGAUCUGUAUAGAUGCUCCAGUCAAGAAACUGUGAGAUUUCCCAUAGAAUCGGGCGAGACAGUUCUUCUACGAAUCAUCAACUCUGCACUCAAUCAGGAACUUUUCUUUGCCAUCGCAAACCAUAAAAUGACUGUUGUUGGUGUUGAUGCUGCAUACACCAAGCCCUUCACAACCAACGUCGUCAUGUCAGGACCUGGCCAGACAACCAAUGUCCUCCUCACCGCUGAUCAACCCCCAGCUCACUACUACAUGGCAGCACGUGCCUAUAACACUGCUAUGAAUGCAGCCUUUGACAACACCACCACCACAGCUAUCCUUGAAUACAAAUCUGCUCCCUGCAGUGCCAAGAAGGGGCAAUCUUCAAAAUCAAUCUUACCUCAACUACCAGGCUACAAUGAUACAGCCACUGCGACUGCUUUCAAUGCUGGGAUUAGGAGCCCUUCCCAGGUGAAAGUCCCUACAGACAUCGACGAGAACCUAUUUUUCACUGUUGGUUUGGGACUAAACAAUUGCACACGUCCUAACAGCCCCCGUUGUCAAGGACCAAAUGGAACCCGCUUUGCCGCCAGCAUGAACAACGUUUCUUUUGUGCUCCCAAGAACCAACUCCAUAAUGCAAGCCUAUUACCAAGGUGCACCUGGUGUCUUCACCACAGACUUUCCGCCUGUUCCGCCCAUACAAUUUGAUUAUACAGGCAAUGUGAGCCGGGGGCUGUGGCAACCUGUUCCAGGAACUAAGCUCCACAAGUUGAAGUACGGUUCCAGAGUACAAAUUGUCCUGCAGGAUACCAGUAUUGUCACAACAGAGGACCAUCCAAUGCAUCUUCAUGGAUACCAUUUCUACGUUGUUGGAUCAGGUUUCGGCAACUUCAACCCAACCAAAGAUACAGCCAAUUUCAACCUCAUUGACCCACCAAAAAGGAAUACCAUUGGAUCGAACCCUGGUGGAUGGGUAGCCAUCCGAUUUGUAGCUGAUAAUCCAGGAGUUUGGCUGAUGCACUGUCACAUAGACUCACACUUCGGUUUGGGUUUGGCAAUGGCCUUCCUAGUUGAGAACGGAGUUGGGGAAUCUCAGUCUGUAAUACCUCCACCAGCAGACCUGCCCCCUUGUUAAGACCAUCAACAGAGCAUCAACAUUCAUUACAUCAAAUUUCCAAGUCAAAGGAUUUUAUGUUCUCGUGUCGUUUGAUAUAUAUGUUUGGCUGAAUCCGAUGUCAUGGGUUUUCUAGUAGUGGGCCAAGAAUUGAUCAAUGCUCCGCUGAGCAGCUGAUUUGUCAAGCUUCUUGAUUGAAUAAAUUAUUUUCAAAAUCGAAGAA